This is a messenger RNA of Ectocarpus siliculosus, 948 nucleotides long. NCBI's taxonomy places the organism in Eukaryota, Phaeophyceae, Ectocarpales, Ectocarpaceae. The record is from the annotation of a GenBank genome assembly.
AUGGGAUUCAGCUCGUAUCCGUCGUUGGGGUUCCUGCAAGACUUGGAGGACAAGCGGAGGGACGAGGAGGACGAGCGGUCUCGCAAGAAGGACGAGGCCAAGAUCAAGAAGAUGAUGAAGGCGAACCUGCCACAGCAGAUCCUUGCCAUCAACGCCACCAACGACCCCAUCCCCAUCCGACGCAGGACGGAGCUCAGCCUCCCGGCACCUCAGGUCAGCGAUGGGGAGCUGGAGGAGCUGGUCAAGAUGGGCGCUCAGGCCCAGGCGCAUGCCGCUGGAGGGUCGACGUCUGCACUGCUAGGGGACUACUCCGAGGCCAUGCCCACGCCUACUCCCAUGCGAACUCCCGCUACGCCCGUCGGCGAAGACGUCGUUAUGCAGGAAGCGCGCAACCUCGCUGUCCUCUCCUCUGGACAAACGCCCCUGCUCGGCGGCGAGAGCCCUCACCUACAAGAAGGGACCGGCUUCGGCGGCAGCGCGCCCAGGCAAAACAGGAUGACCACCCCCAGCGCCAUGGGGGCGGGGGGCGGCGGCGGCGGCGGCGGCGGCGGCGGCGCGGGGGGGAUGGGAGGCUCUACCCCCGUGCCGGGGACGCCUUCGACGCUGGGGCUUAACGACGACGCGAGCAUGGCCAGCAUGUCCCCCAUGGGAAGCGUCUCCUCCUUCGGCGGGGGUCCCGUGGGAUCGAAGGAGGAGAGGGCCAGGGAGAGGCGCAAGAAGGAGGAGCUCCGCGCGAAGCUGUCGGGCCUCCCCGCCCCUCAAUACGAGUACGAGCUCGUCGCCCCUGACGUAAUGGAGGAGGCUGACGGGGCCCCUCUGCGAGAAGAAGACGCUGCGGACCGCGACGCUCGGCUGCUGGCCGAGCAGGCCGCCCGCGAGGAGGCGGAGUUCCGCAAGCGCUCGCAGGCGGUGCGCCGAGACCUGCCCCGCCCCGGUGUCUCUGUCUGA